This is a messenger RNA of Coregonus sp. 'balchen', 6369 nucleotides long. The record is from the annotation of a GenBank genome assembly. Lineage: Eukaryota; Metazoa; Chordata; Actinopteri; Salmoniformes; Salmonidae.
GAUGCAGAGACAUUCUUGUUGGAUUCCAAAAAGAUCAAGGCCUCUGAUGGGGGCUGGCUGGUCUUUGACAUCACAGCUACCAGUAACCACUGGGUGCUGAAUCCACUGCAGAACAUGGGCCUACAGCUCUCUGUUGAAACUAUGGAUGGUAAUGGAAGCAUUACUUUUCUUCAGCCUUUGUUGUUGCUGGGAAUUACAUAUAAAAAGCAAAUGUCAGUUAAACUUUGUAGUUACCCCAAAGCUGGUCUUCCAAGGUCACACCCAAGUUCUUUGCCAUCUUGUAGUUAGACACAGCUGUCCAUAGAGGAGAGGUUAGGUCUUUAUUGUCAGGGUUUGAGGUUGAGAUGUUGAUGUUUACCAUGAAGAGAUACAUAAAUAUAUGUCAGACGAGAGAAGGACAGACAGAGCUGUUCGCCUUCUGCAUAGCAAAGGUAGGAUAAGCCCUGUGAAGAGAAAACAGAGCCCAGUGACAUGGUCGUGGUCUACAAAGAGAACACCAGGGGGAGGAGAACUGAGCCCUGGGGAACACCUGUUGCUUGGCUUCAUGGUGAGGACAGAUCCUCUUCAUGUCAUGUGGUUGUAGUGAUCAUCUAGAGAUGCCCAUCCCUCAUAGAGGUGGGGAUUCAGAGCAGGAUCUGAUGUUUCACAUGUGUCAAAUGCAACUGACAGGUACAAGAGGAUGAGAGCGUAUAAGAUCGCAGUUUUAGUAGUGAAGAAUUUAAGUCAAUUCAUAUGUUCAUUUGUGCAUUUUUUUAAAGCACAAUGUUAAUGUUACCAUUAAAAAUAUAUAUAUAACGUAUGCACACUAGAGUAAAUUGAACUAUAAUCCUUGCAUCUAUUAUUAUGAUAUUAAUAUUACAUUACAUUUACAUUUACAUUUACGUCAUUUAGCAGACGCUCUUAUCCAGAGCGACUUACAAAUUGGUGCAUUCACCUUAUAGCCAGUGGGAUAACCACUUUACAAUGUUUUAUUUUUUUUUUAAAUGUUUUGUUUUAAAUUUUAUAAUAUAUAUAUAAUAUAUAUAUAUAUAUUUUUUAAAUGGGGGGGGUGGGUUGGGGUAAGGGGGGGGGUAGAAGGAUUACUUUAUCCUAUCCCAGGUAUUCCUUAAAGAGGUGGGGUUUCAAAUGUCUCCGGAAGGUGGUGAGUGACUACGCUGUCCUGGCGUCGUGAGGGAGCUUGUUCCACCAUUGGGGUGCCAGAGCAGCGAACAGUUUUGACUGGGCUGAGCGGGAACUAUGCUUCCGCAGAGGUAGGGGAGCCAGCAGGCCAGAGGUGGAUGAACGCAAUGCCCUCGUUUGGGUGUAGGGACUGAUCAGAGCCUGAAGGUGCGGAGGUGCCGUUCCCCUCACAGCUCCGUAGGCAAGCACCAUGGUCUUGUAGCAGAUGCGAGCUUCAACUGGAAGCCAGUGGAGUGUGCGGAGGAGUGGGGUGACGUGAGAGAACUUGGGAAGGUUGAACACCAGACGGGCUGCGGAAUUCUGGAUGAGUUGUAGGGGUUUAAUGGGAUAGGCAGGGAGCCCAGCCAACAGCGAGUUGCAGUAAUCCAGACGGGAGAUGACAAGUGCCUGGAUUAGGACCUGUGCCGCUUCCUGUGUAGGCUAAAGUUGGCUAAAGACGGCACGCUCAAUAGUUUUGGAGAGAAAAGAAAGAAGGGAUACUGGUCUGUAGUUGUUGACAUCAGAGGGAUCGAGUGUUGGUUUUUUGAGAAGGGGUGCAACUCUCGCUCUCUUGAAGACGGAAGGGACAUAGCUAGCGGUCAAGGAUGAGAUGAUCAGCGAGGUGAGGUAAGGGAGAAGGUCACCGUAGAUGGCCUGGAGAAGAGAGGAGGGGAUAGGGUCAAGCGGGCAGGUUGUUGGGCGGCCUGCCGUCACAUGUCGCAAGAUUUUAUCUGGAGAGAGAGGGUAGAAAGAAGUCAAAGUGUGAGCAGGACCAGCAGUGUCAUUUGACUUAACAAACGAGGAUCGGAUGUCGUCAACCUUCUUUUCAAAAUGGUUGACGAAGUCAUCCACAGAGAGGGGGGGGGGGGGGGGGGGGGGGGGAUUCAGCAGGCAGGAGAAUGUGGCAAAGAGCUUCCUAGGGUUAGAGGCAGAUGCUUGGAAUUUAGAGUGGUAGAAAGUGGCCAUAGCAGCAGAAACAGAUGAAGAAAAUGUAGAGAGGAGGGAGUGAAAAGAUGCCAGGUCCGCAGGGAGUCUAGUUUUCUUCCAUUUCCGCUCAGCUGCCCGGAGCUCUGUUCUGUGAGCUCGCAAUGAGUCAUCAAGCCACUAUCAUCACAUCAAGCCAUUAUUGACCAUGAAUCAAUAAUAAAGCAUCGUCGUGGUUUGAGAUUAGUGCUGUCUAGCCAAGUGUAACGGACCUUGCAUUUGCUCAUAUCAACAAUGCAAGCUUACAUGAUGCAAGGUUUUGUACCUACUUUUGGUUGGUGCAAUUAAAGACUUUCAUUCCAAAACGCUAUAUAUCCAUUUUCAGAAAUGUUGGUAAAUUAUAUUUUAUUGUGGAAAGAAAUUAUGAAAGAGAUUGGUGUGUUUUUCACUAUCUAGUCAUGGCAUGGGGUUGUUCAAUGACAGACAUGUAUUUGUUUAAAAUCUAUCACUUGAUGGUUUCAUUUCAGAGAGACAAAUAAUAAUGUUAUUUUGCAAAAUGUUAUAUACAGUAUCCGCCUCACUGUCAGAGAAAUACGUAGUACUGCUAGAUUUUACACACGUUUGUUUUACACAAAUUUACAAAUGAUACAUUUGUGACAUCAAUAUAAUUUAAAAAUAUAUAUAUAUAUAUAUAUUCUAUACAGUAAUAUGAGAUGUAUGCAGAUGCUCUUAUCCACAGCAACUUACAGUUAGUGCAUUCAUCUUAAGAUAGCUAGGUGAGACAGCCACAUAUCACAGUCAAAUAUACAGGAUACGACCAUACCAUUCCAGCUAAACAAUGGAUACAUAGCGUUUUGCAAAAAAAAAACAUUUUCAUACACAUCUAAAAUCUAUGAAUUAAAAAUCUGAGAACAAUAAUAUUUUACACACACAUGAAGGUACCCAUAAGCAAUAAUUUCUGAUUUAAAAACUAAUGUGAACGAUUGGUGGAUAUAGCCUUUUGGAAAUAAACGCUUAUAUUGCUCCCCUAUAUCAUUGCAUUUGAUUAGAUGGGAAUCGAAUUAUGUUUCUGUUUGCUGCUAUUCACAUUGCUUGUUGUUUUAAAAGGACGGAGUAUCAACAUGAAGUCUGCUGGCAUCGUUGGAAGGAAUGGACCACAAUCCAAACAGCCGUUCCUAGUCUCAUUCUUCAAGGCCAGUGAGGUGUUGCUGCGCUCUGUCAGGGCCACUGGUGGAAAGAGGAAGAAUCACAAUCGCAACAAAUCAGGUGGUCAACAGGAUUCAUCACAUGCACCGAAAAGUGGAGGUGGGCAUAUUAAACGACCAUAAUUGACAUUGUUUUGGGUUUCGACUGGAGUAGGUUGGAAAAUUAACUUCAAAUAAUACAACGACUUUUGAGGGGUUGAUGGCAAGCCUUACAGUCAAAUUUGUCUACUCAAGCAGUCUCUUGUUGCCAAUUAGUCUUGUUUUGGCAGCAUGAUGUUCCAAUUCAUAAAUCACAAGUCUUAGUAAUCAACUGCAGUACACAUGUACUGUAGAUCGAUAUAAAACAGAUAGAUUUUCAAAAUAAUAAACCUAUCUGCUCAAUCUAUUACCCUUCCUUCAACUCAUUUGGAUGGUCCAUGGAUAAGGAUGGUCCAUGGAUAUUAACAUGUAAUGCUCACCUCAUACAAAUACUCUAGCUAAACUACACAGAACAUCCCCAAUGACCCUCUCUUAUUUUAAUUUGGCUGUCAUUUUAUAGAAGUCUAUGUGCACUUGCUUCAGCUCUGCAGCUGUUUUGAACUGAUGUGGUUCAGUGCGUUAGGGACACCCAUUCAACACAUCUUCAGUGGCCGCUUUAAUGUAAUAACAAUAACUGAGUUGGUGAUGCCAUUUGCUGUUAACAGUUUGUUAACAUUUCAUUAAUAAUUUAUUUGGAAUACAUUUCCUAUUGUCCAAAAUAAUGUUACUGUGGGCAAUUUGGUUGGUGAUGCCAUUUGCUGUUAACAGUUUGUUAACAUGUAAUUAAUAAUUUCUUUGGAAUACAUUUCCUAUUGUCCAAAAUAAUUUUACCGUGGCCAAAAAAGUGAGGGAAAAAAGUAUUUGAUCCCCUGCUGAUUUUGUACGUUUGCUCACUGACAAAGAAAUGAUCAGUCUAUAAUUUUAAUGGUAGGUUUAUUUGAACAGUGAGAGACAGAAUAACAACAAAAAAAUCUAGAAAAACGAAUGUCAAAAAUGUUAUAAAUUGAUUUGCAUUUUAAUGAGGGAAAUAAGUAUUUGACCCCCUCUCAAUCAGAAAGAUUUCUGUCUCCCAGGUGUCUUUUAUACAGGUAACGAGCUGAGAUUAGGAGCAAACUCUUAAAGGGAGUGCUCCUAAUCUCAGCUUGUUACCUGUAUAAAAGACACCUGUCCACAGAAGCAAUCAAUCAAUCAGAUUCCAAACUCUCCACCAUGGCCAUGACCAAAGAGCUCUCCAAGGAUGUCAGGGACAAGAUUGCAGACCUACACAAGGCUGGAAUGGGCUACAAGACCAUCGCCAAGCAGCUUGGUGAGAAGGUGACAACAGUUGGUGCGAUUAUUCGCAAAUGGAAGAAACACAAAAGAACUGUCAAUGACCCAAAACACACGGCCAAGGCAACAAAUGAGUGGCUCAAGAAGAAGCACAUUAAGGUCCUGGAGUGACCUAGCCAGUCUCCAGACCUUAAUCCCAUAGAACAUCUGUGGAGGGAGCUGAAGGUUCGAGUUGCCAAACGUCAGCCUCGAAACCUUUAUGACUUGGAGAAGAUCUGCAAAGAGGAGUGGAACAAAAUCCCUCCUGAGAUGUGUGCAAACCUGGUGGCCAACUACAAGAAACGUCUGACCUCUGUGAUUGCCAACAAGGGUUUUGCCUCUAAGUCAUGUUUUGCAGAGGGGUCAAAUUACUUAUUUCCCUCAUUAAAAUGCUAAUCUAUUUAUAAAAUGUUUGACAUGAGUUUUUCUGGAAUUUUUUGUUGUUUUUCUGUCUCUCACUGUUAAAAUAAACCUACCAUUAAAAUUAUAGACUGAUCAUGUCUUUGUCAGUGGGCAAACGUACAAAAUCAGCAGGGGAUCAAAUACUUUUCCCCCCUCACUGUACCAGAGUGCUCACAGGUGGUAAAAAAAAAAAAAAAAAAGCCUAAUGAUACAUGAGGAACUGAUAAACUUGCAGAUUAAUUGAAUGUUUCUUGUUUUCAGAUCAUAACACCAGUGAACAGAAACAAGCCUGCAAGAAGCAUGAACUUUAUGUCAGCUUCCGAGACUUAGGAUGGCAGGUAAGAAAGAUGGAAUACUAUUUGAACCUAUUGUCUAUUCUACACUGUCAUAAGCAUGCCAGAGCAGAUGUCACAUAGGCUGCGUUUAGACAGGCAGCCCAAUUCAGAUUUUUUUUCUCCACUAAUUGGUCUUUUAACCAAUCACAUCGGAUCUUUUCACAUCAGAUCUUUUUCAGAGCUGAUCUGAUUGGUCAAAAGACCAAUUAGUGAAAGAAACGCAGCCAAGGAGUCAUAACAUGUGUGUUACAAAUAUGUGUGUGUUUGUAAAAAGCACCUCUUUUACUUUCAACCAUGUUAUUUGGGGUAUUCAAUGCAGUGCACGAGAAACAGACAGAUAAUAUGAAUGACUAAAGAAAACACAUCAAGUGUCAAUGAAGUUUCUUCAAUAUUCAACGAGGAGCACGUUGAGGCUUAUUUGGUCUUUUUUUAUUCUAUUUGAAGGACUGGAUUAUUGCACCUGAAGGCUACGCUGCUUUUUACUGCGAUGGGGAAUGUUCUUUUCCACUCAAUGCGCAUAUGAAUGCGACAAAUCACGCCAUUGUGCAAACCCUGGUAAGUGCAAACCCUUGAAAGUUACUUAUUUGAAUUCAUAUUGAAUUUCUUGACCAAUAUGGUGAUAAUUAAUCCCACACCAUAUAGAUUUUCUGAGCUGCUCAAACUGCUGCUUUGAUGCUAUCUCUUUUCUGUACUCAGUCCUUUCUUUCUUUCUUUCUUUCUUUUUUUCUUUCUUUCUUUCUUUCUUUCUUUCUUUCUUUCUUUCUUUUUUUCUUUCUUUCAUUCUUUCUUUCUUUCUUUCUUUCUUUCUUUCUUUCUUUCUUUCAGUCAUUUUAGUUUAUAUUUUACGCAGUCCUUUCCAUUCACUUCCACAGGUCCAUCUGAUGUUUCCUGACAAUGUGCCAAAGCCAUGUUGUGCACCGACCAAGCUGAACGCUAUAUCUGUGCUUUACUUUGAUGACAGCUCAAAUGUCAUCCUCAAGAAAUACAGAAACAUGGUCGUCAGGUCAUGUGGUUGCCAU